Amaranthus tricolor (Joseph's coat) is the source of this 478-nucleotide messenger RNA. RefSeq names its product protein HIGH ARSENIC CONTENT 1, mitochondrial-like. Gene Ontology annotation, molecular function: monoatomic ion channel activity; catalytic activity. The transcript is spliced from 6 exons. NCBI's taxonomy places the organism in Eukaryota, Viridiplantae, Streptophyta, Magnoliopsida, Caryophyllales, Amaranthaceae. The record is from RefSeq and is a predicted model, not a curated record. Gene Ontology annotation, cellular component: membrane. The coding region runs from base 55 to 456 and encodes 133 amino acids. Gene Ontology annotation, biological process: monoatomic ion transport.
UUGAUAUCUCUCUUUACGUUGCUAAGCAUUAAGUUUGAAAAUACUCUUAAGUCCAUGGAUGGUUCUAAAAGCUCCUCUGAAGAAGUUAAGAAUGUUGAUGUUUAUACGGCGAAAGGUCUUCUUAGUACUGGAUAUCGAUAUUUAGAUGUAAGGACAAAGACGGAAUUUCAAAAAGGACAUGUUGAAGGUGCUGUAAACAUCCCCUACAUGUUUGUCACCGAAGAAGGGCGAGUGAAAAAUCAAGACUUUAUUGCUCAGGUUUUAGAAGUCAGCCAAAAGGAUGACAAAUUAGUUGUGGCUUGCAACCGUGGCGGUAGAGGUCUCAAAGCGACAAUUGAUCUGAAAAAUGAAGGUUAUGAGCAUGUUGCCAAUAUUGAAGGAGGUUACUCUGCAUGGGUUGAUGCUGGAUUUGCCGGUGAAAAUGCUGAAAAAACUGCUUGCAAAUUUCACCCUUGAAGAUUUAUUAUGUAUCAACUAU